This is a messenger RNA of Gilbertella persicaria, 1164 nucleotides long. RefSeq names its product putative phosphatase regulatory subunit-domain-containing protein. Gene Ontology annotation, cellular component: protein phosphatase type 1 complex. Gene Ontology annotation, molecular function: protein phosphatase 1 binding; glycogen binding. The transcript has a single exon. Gene Ontology annotation, biological process: regulation of glycogen biosynthetic process. Lineage: Eukaryota; Fungi; Mucoromycota; Mucoromycetes; Mucorales; Choanephoraceae. Bases 141 to 1070 code for a protein of 309 amino acids. The record is from RefSeq and is a predicted model, not a curated record.
CUUUAUUGACAUUUUUUAUCUUUAGUAAAACGGCGUACUACUUUUUUGGGCUUAAUUUAUGCUUCUAUAAAAGAAGCGAAUUUUGUUUCUUUUUUAUUUUUUUAUUUUUCUCUUCUUAUUCCAAUUCUCUAUCUCCAAACAUGAACCAUUCAAGCUUUCAACAUAAAAGAGUAAAUCUAAUUAGACGCCCACCACUUAUUCGCUCUACAUCACCUGUAUUUACAGAAAAAGUUAAACAAAAAAAAUCCGUGCGCUUUUGUGAUAAUGAUUCACUAGAAAAUGUUCGCUUGUUCUUGAAAUCGCAAAUGCCAAAGGCUUGUCGCUCAGAUCCUCCUCUUAAUAGACAACCCAUGUUUCAUCUUUCCCGUCCUAAUUGGCCAGAACAAUUGAAUAAUGGCUUUGUUCAAAUGCAAGAUAUUGAACUCAAACAACACCAACAAGGUAUCAACCUGCUAGGCCAUGUCCAAGUAGCUAAUUUGGCCUUCCAGAAGCAUGUCGUGAUACAUUAUACACUGGAUGAUUGGAAGACUGUCAAGACAACCGAAGGUCUUUAUCAAACAUCAACUGGUACAUGGGACCGCUUCCAGUUCCAAAUUGAAUUACAUCAUCCUGCCCAUAAGACGCUCUAUUUAGCUGUCAAAUACACUGUCAACGACCGCGAGUUUUGGGAUAAUAACAACUGUAAGAAUUACAGAAUUGAUAUUGUUUCAGAUACGGAAUUACAAGAUGAAUUUGGAUCUUCCUCGGAUUCAGACGAUGAACAAAACACGUUUGACGAUAUUCAACACGAAGAAGACGAUUUACUAGUCAAGAAAAUGGAACCUUUAUCACUCACGAAUAAUCAUUGUGAAAAGCCCCUAUCACCACCUCUUUCACCUACUACCCCCGUUGACACAAACCCUUUAUGGUCCAACCAUUCUUAUUUCUCAGACACUAAAGACAAUAGCGACUUUAGUGCAUUGAAUGAGAUGAUUCAAAGGUAUUAUCGACCUUCCUCUUCUAAUCUUUUCCAUUCUACCUAUUAUCCUACUCGCUCAUCACCCACAACGCCUAAAGCUGUUCUUGGUUAAAAUAACAACAUCAAAAAAUACCCAAUUACCAUGUAUCAUUAUUAUCCAAAAAAGUUAUAUUGCAAAUAAAGAUAUUUUCUUUUUCUCACCUGUU